This is a messenger RNA of Thunnus maccoyii (southern bluefin tuna), 818 nucleotides long. RefSeq names its product fibroblast growth factor 7 (gene fgf7). Gene Ontology annotation, cellular component: cytoplasm. Gene Ontology annotation, biological process: positive chemotaxis; positive regulation of epithelial cell proliferation; positive regulation of DNA-templated transcription. Gene Ontology annotation, molecular function: growth factor activity; type 2 fibroblast growth factor receptor binding. NCBI's taxonomy places the organism in Eukaryota, Metazoa, Chordata, Actinopteri, Scombriformes, Scombridae. The transcript has 3 exons. Bases 126 to 728 code for a protein of 200 amino acids. The record is from RefSeq and is a predicted model, not a curated record.
CCCGGAGGUCACAACACAAGGGUCACGAGUCAGGGUUUAGGGGGUCGCUGGGCUGAGGGAUAGCGCACAGAUCUCUUUUCACAUUUCAGUAUGUUGUUCAUUGAUCCCCACUGCAUUGUAUUAUAAUGCGCAAAUGGAUGCUGACAUGGAACCUUCAAAAUCUCUUCUCCGGACUGUAUCUGCAUGCAAUCUUCCUGUUUGGCAGUGUGUGUGUGGUCUAUAGUGACUGCACUCCAGAGCAACUUGCUGCCAUCAUGAACUGCUCUAAACACGAGCGCCACACCAGGAACUAUGACUACAUGGAGGGGGGAGAUGUGCGCAUCCGACAGCUGUUCAGCCGCACCCAGUGGUUCCUAACAAUUGAUGACUAUGGCAACAUCAAUGGGACUCAAGAUCCCACCAACUGCUACAGUAUCCUGGAGAUCAGGACAGUGUCUGAGGGGGGAAUACUGGCUAUCAAAGGCGUGAAGAGUCAGUAUUAUAUCUCCAUGAACAAGGCUGGACAGCUGCAAGGCAAGAGAAUCUACAAUGAUCACUGCAACUUCAAGGAGGUUUUCCUAGAAAACUACUUCAAUGCUUACUCUUCUGCAAAGUGGACUAAAAAAGACAUGUUCAUAGCCCUAUCUCAGAAGGGAAGGCCAAUGCGAGGGAAGAAGACCAGGAGGGAGCAUAUAGCAUCUCACUUCAUCCCUAUGAAAUGCAGGGAGGAGGAGAGGAGGGUGGACUGAAAAAGCGAAGGAUUGAAAAAGCGGAGGACUGAGUCGCGAAUUGUGUAUGAUUUCAAUCACAUAUUAUUAACAGAUACAUGUAAACUCAUU